Messenger RNA from Trichosurus vulpecula (common brushtail), 6822 nucleotides. RefSeq names its product MICAL like 1 (gene MICALL1). Gene Ontology annotation, molecular function: protein binding. The record is from RefSeq and is a predicted model, not a curated record. The transcript has 16 exons. NCBI's taxonomy places the organism in Eukaryota, Metazoa, Chordata, Mammalia, Diprotodontia, Phalangeridae. Bases 138 to 2687 code for a protein of 849 amino acids.
AGGGGAGGAGGAGCCCGAGCCCGAGCGGAGCCGAGCUGAGCCGGAGCGAGCCCAGCCCAAGCCUGGAGCCGGAGCGGCCAGAGUCGGGCUCCCCGCGGGUUCCAGGCGGAGGCGGAGGCGGAGGCGGCUGCCGUGCCAUGGCCGGUCCCCGGGCCGCGCUCCUGGCCUGGUGCCGCCAGCAGUGCCGCGGCUACCCCGGCGUGGAGAUCCGGGACCUGAGCGGCUCCUUCCGGGACGGCCUGGCCUUCUGCGCGCUGCUGCACCGGCACCGGCCCGAGCUGCUAGAUUUCGACUCUCUCUCCAAGGACAAUGUCUAUGAAAAUAACCGCCUGGCCUUUGAGGUGGCGGAGCGGGAGCUGGGUAUCCCGGCCCUGCUGGAUCCCAACGAUAUGGUCUCCAUGAGUGUUCCUGACUGCCUUAGCAUCAUGACCUAUGUGUCUCAGUAUUACAACCAUUUUACCAACUCCGGCCAAACCAGUGCCUCUCCACCCAGGAAAUACCCAGCAGCUCCUCCCUCUCCCUCCCCUGAAGCAGCUCCCAAGACCGACGCUGAAGGUAGCAGGGUCCAGGAGGAGCAGGGGGCAGCCCCAGAAAGCCUGGCAGAGCAGGGCUCCCGUGGCAUCCCCAGCAGCUCCUGUACGGCCUGUCAACAGCAUGUCCACCUGGUGCAGCGGUACCUGGUGGAGGGCAAGCUUUAUCAUCGCCAGUGCUUCAGAUGUAAGGAGUGCUCCAGCACCCUGCUUCCUGGAGCCUACAAGAAUGGGCCGGAGGCAGGCACGUUUGUGUGCACCCAGCACCGGGGCAGAUUGGGUCCCCUGGGGCGGACAGAGAGCAGGCCCAGAGCAGCCCCGCAUUACCCAAAGGUGGCAGACGGGCCAGAGGCCGCUGGCGUGGAUGAAGAUGGAGAUCCUGCUGUCUCCAGGAGGGACCCAGGGGAUCUGAAGCCUAGCUCUGAGUCCUUGCCUCAGUCCAAACCCCCGCUCCCCAGCAAGCCGCAGGAGCUGGCUUCUCCGCCGGCGGGCCGGCCAACCCCCGCCCCGAGGAAAGCCUCGGAGACAUCGGCCUCAUCUGCCAGCCCCCAGCCUGUCCCUCGGCCCCGCUCCAGUGUGCAGGGGGAAAGCCCUGGAGAGCAGGGCGGCUACCUGGUAAACGGAAGGGUGCAUGAAUCCGGCCCCCCGGUCCCCAAACCAAGAGGGACACCCAAGGCCUCAGAGCGAGCUGCCACCCCCAAGAAGAAGGACCCGCCAUGGAUCACCCUGGUGCAGACGGAGCCCAAGAAGAAGCCAGCCCCGCUCCCACCUGGCAGCCGCCCAGAGACGCCCUCACGGUCUGCCGAGGAAGAUGAGAGCCGAGCAGAGUCAAGCUCAGCUGUGGAGCCGGAGAGCCGGCCAGCCACGCGAGAGCCCAAGUCCUACAACCCUUUUGAGGAUGAGGAGGAGGACGAAGAAGCGGCAGCCCCGCCUGCCCCAGCCUCCGUGGAGCAGACCCCCAAGACUCUGCAUCCCUGGUAUGGCAUCACCCCCACCAGUAGCCCCCGCACCAAGAAGCGGCCGGCUCCAAGAGCACCCAGCUCCUCCCCCCUCGCUCUGCACCCUGCUGGCCUCCCUGGGCCUCGACUCUCGCACUCAGAGCCGCCCUCUUCGACCCCGUCGCCGGCCCUCAGCGUGGAGAGCCUUUCCUCAGAGGGCUCUGUUCCGGCCCCUGGGGAGCUGGAGCCCCCCUCAGUGCCCAAGAGCUCCUCCGAGCCCACCGUCCACGCCCCCGGGGCCCCCCCCAGCCUCUCGGCCACCUCUUCCCUCUCCUUCUCUGGAGAGAUAACCCAGCCCUGCCUGGACCAAGCCCCGCCCAGCCCCUGCACCAGCCGUACCAAGGGCGUGCCAGGCCCACAGCCUGCCAAGCCCUGCAUCGGGGCCGCCCCCACCCCGCUCCUGUUGGUCGGAGAGAGAAGCCCCCCAUCCCCGCAGCUGCAGGUGAAGUCCUCCUGUAAAGAGAACCCCUUUAAUCGGAAGGCGUCCCCCAUGUCCUCCCCAACCACGAGGAAGACCCAGAAGGGAAGCAAGCCUGUGCGACCGCCUGCCCCUGGACACGGCUUCCCCCUCAUCAAACGAAAGGUCCAAGCUGACCAGUACAUUCCAGAGGAGGAUCUCUAUGGGGAGAUGGAUGUCAUUGAGCGGCAGCUGGACCAGCUAGAGCAUCGUGGGGUGGCCCUGGAGGAGAAACUCCGCAGUGGGCAGAACGAGGGCCAUGAGGAUGACCUUCUGGUGGACUGGUUCAAGCUUAUUCAUGAGAAGCACAUGCUGGUCCGGCGGGAGUCGGAGCUCAUCUACGUCUUCAAGCAGCAGAAUCUGGAGCAGCGCCAGGCCGAUGUGGAGUAUGAGCUUCGGUGCCUUCUCAACAAGCCAGAUAAAGACUGGACAGAGGAAGAUCGAGGAAGGGAGAAGGUGCUCAUGCAGGAGCUGGUGACCCUCAUCGAGCAGCGUAACGCCAUAGUGAACUGCUUGGACGAAGACCGGCAGAGGGAAGAAGAGGAAGACAAAAUGUUGGAAGCCAUGAUCAGGAAGAAAGAGUUUCACAAGGAGGCAGAAACUGGGAUGAAGAAGAAAGGCAAAUUUAAGACCAUGAAGGUGCUGAAGCUGUUGGGAAACAAGCACGAUUCCAAGAGCAAGUCCCCCAAGGACAAGAGCUAAGAGCAGCAUGGAGACGUAUGCGCAGCUGCCUGCUGCCCGCCUCCCCGCGCCAGGCCGGGUUCAGGCCCAGAGCUGCCCUCCCUCCGAUGAUGGCGGAAGCUGCGGCUCUUCCUUUCCCCGGGGAGCUUCCAAGACCAGUGAGAGGACUUGGGAAGGGGGUCCCCAAGCAACGCCUUCUCCUUUGUCUCCAUCCUCAGGCUGAGUUGGGCCAGAGAGCUCCCCCCUUUCCCAUGGCUGUGAGUGUCCGGGAGCACAGCAGCGGGAAAGCAGACUCUAUUUAUUCAGUGGUGUUUUUAUGGUUGUUGUUAACUGUUAUUAUUUGUUAUUGACUAACUGAGCAGUCAGAGAUCUGGGGGAUGCACCCCGUUCCCCUUCUUUACUCUGCCCCACCCCUGCCUCCCUACUUCUAGAAAGGGUCAGUACUUCCCAAGCUUCUCAUGACCGAGGCAGUCGGUAGCAGUGGCUCAGCGCCUCCAUGGUGGCAGAAGUGUCCGUGUCCCUCCCCCACGCAAUACAACACACAUGCACGCACCUCCCCCCCCACCUCCUCCCCUGCAGGAGCCAUUUAUUCAAUGAUCAGAUGGGUUGAAGUUCAGUCCUGACCUGCAGAUGGGGACUGCCUCAUUGGUCUCACAGCAGAGGGAGGGAUAGGAGGGACUAUCAGGAGAUUCCUUCCCACUAUCUUGGCAGACAACAGGAAAUGGUUCUUCACAGUCAGUACCAGAAGCUCUCUUCCCUCUCCCUUCUCUUGAUGCCUUUUCACGUGUUCCUGUCCCACAGAGAGUUCCUGGCCGGAGCCCGGCUCUCACCAGUCCCUGUCAGUUGGGUCCUAAUUAAGGACCUGUCUCCAUGUGUCACAGGUGUAGCAGUGUUCAUUCCACUUUGUUAUAGGGAGGGGAGCUCCCUAGAACCGGUCCUUUGCGGAAGGGGAAGGGUCUCCUAUACUCUCAAGUUCUCAUCUUGUCCUGCUCAGCUCCUCCAGAGCCACCGUCUUCACUCAACAGCUGGGCUGGCCCAGUGACCUCUAGGGCCCUGCUGGCGCGGCCAUAGAGCUCAGUGAAAGGUCACGCUGUAUUAUCUUGGGGAUGUCUUUUCCCCAAAAUAAAUGGAACCCAAUUAAAUUUGCCACCCAGUUGAAUCCCCCUGGUGAUCUGUCCAUCAGGCUGCUUUGACCUCUGGCCUCCACUCCCCAUCACACCAUUGGGCAGCUGUGGUUGAGGGAGCUCAGUGGUGCUCAGUCCCCUCCCCCCCAUCCCGAGCUGAGAUGGCUGUACUGACUGUGCCACCCUUCCAAGUGCCUGGCAUGCCCCAAUGCCACAUCAACUAGACGUGCAUUCCUGUUGGCUACCAUUUCCUCUUUUUACCUGAGGCCAACCCUUGUUGGCCAGAGGCUCAGACUGGCACGAUUUGGAGGAAACUGGAGUCAGGGGCGAGGAGGUACCCCUGAGAUCGUUCAAACACAAGAUUUUAGGAUAUCAGAAUUGGAAGGGAAUUUGGAGGCUGUCUGAUCCUAUCCAAACCUGAUGGAGAAUCCCUGACGCGUGCUGCUCCAGCCUCCGCUGGCAGACCUCGGCAGGAGGAAGGGCUUCCUGACAUCCAGCUUAAACCUACCCCUUGCACCACUGUCUGGUGUCUGACCCCUUCAGAUGCCAGUCUCUUAGUCCUGGAAGAUGGCAUUCAUACCCCACUGCCACUCUGCCCCCAUCUUCCCAUUUCCUUCAGCCAGUUGAGAGGAAAAGCUGAUGCUCCGUAGAACAUGACUUGCUCCAGGUUCAUAUGCCCCCAGGACGUGAACCGAGGUCUGCAGAUGCCACCUCCAGAGCCUGUCCUGCCAUGCCCACCUGGUCUGGACGGACAGCUGUGCCUUCUCUGUGGCAUCCUGCUGGAGGUGUGCCAGCAGGACGCUCUUUGGACUGCCACAGCUAGGAAUCCCUGGCUGGUGUCCUAGCUCCCUGCUCAGCUGUGUGCAGUGGCUAUCAAAAGAGCCAUGGUAAUCUUGGGCUGCUUGAGAAAGGCCAGGCUUCUUGGGAAGAGGGGCUGAGCCCUGGGUAGGCCACCUUGAGAGCACGGGGGUGCUCUGGUUGGAGCGUGUCCUGAGGAGGCAGCUUCGAGGGGGAAGAGCCCAGAGUCUGAGGCAGAGGCAAAUCCCUUGAGGAAGCUGGUUAGGCUGAUUACUCAGGGCAAGGGCUGCCUUAUGGAGGUACAGUGAGACCCAUCUUGUUUGGCCCCAGAGGACAGAGCCAGGAGCUCCGGGUGCUGUGCUGUUGGCUGGCUUUGGGAAGCUGCCCCAAAGUGUAAGCAGCUGCUUUGGGGUGGUCUUCAAGCUGACUAAAUGACUCUGCUUCUGUGAUCAUGGGGUAGGGAAGAUGUUUGCAAACCUUUAAAGCUCUGACAAAGGUCAGCUAUUAGUUCCUAGCUCCCAGGCAGCUGGGGUUCUAAAAUUCUAACCCACUAACAUGAGGCUUGCCCCCUUCAGAAACCAAGCUGCUGUUUCCCCAAGACUCAGACCAAGACAGUUUUAUUGGUCUUCCACUCUUGUGGCUACAGUGACCCCAGCCCACAGCUUGUAGAUGUCAGAUGUAGGGCCUGAAGUAGGGGAGACAAAGGAGUUGGUUCCCAAGCUUCCGGCAGGAAGAAUGGGCCUACUAAGCUUCUCUAUAGCAUAGGGCCAAUGGGAUGAGACCUCCCUGCCACCACGGUCUCCUCCCCCACAGGCAGUGGUGGGUUUGGGCUGGGCAAUGUCUUGGGCUCUGGCCAGCCAUUGGGGAGUGGGGCCUCUCCAACAAGAGGGGAUCUCUGCCCUCACCAGUUGCAUGUUUGGAGGACGCAGCAGGCAAGGUGACCAACGCAGAACCUCAGCUUCAAAGGGGCAAGUUGAUGAUGACUGGCAUCUGGGCUGCCGUUACUGCCCUGGGGAUGGGGUCAGUUCCUUAAGGAGAGGCUUUGGGCAGCGCCUUCUGAAGCUCCUCGUUUCUCUUUUGGUCGAUAUCCUCCAUCUCCCGAAGUUUCUGUGGAGGGCAGGACACAAAGGAGAGUCAGGGGAGAGGAGCUGGAGCAGCUGCCUUCGCCCCUAGGCUUUGGGAUCCCUAGUGGGCCCUACCUGUGAGAUCUCAGUAAGGAUGAUUCCUCGGUACUGCUUGCCUUGUCCGAGGGCCUGCAUCUCCGCCAGGAACUCUUGCCUCUCACGGACUUCCUUCACCACUGAAGGGAAGGGAAGACUCAUUCACACACAGGAAGAUGGGGCUGGAGUCCUGUCCACCUCUUGGGGGUCUGUAAGGCCCUGCCCUGGAUUGAUUGGAGGGAGAGGAAUAACCCUCCUGGGAGAGGAAAGGCUGCGUUCUCUGGAGCCUUUGGACUUCCCAGGCCCAAGAGUCCCUCAAAGGUGAGUGAGGAUCUGGGCUGUGACACUGCAGUAGGCCAAAGGUGCAUGAGGCUCAGAGCAGGAAGGGACCUCAGAAGCCACUUGUGUGAGAGAUGGGCUGUGCCUUGCUGGAGGUGGCCCAGGAGGAAGGUGGGGAUCCCCUCAUGGGCCCUGGGCACACUCGUAGUGCCUUACAUUCUUCAAAUCUAUCUGGCUCUGGAUCCGAGGGCAGAGGCUCGGCCUGCCGAACAGACUGCUUUCUUUUCUUCUUCUCAGUGCCUUCCUUCCCGUUGGCAAAUAUGUCUUGGAGCCGCUCUUUCUCCUUCUCUAUGUCUCCUGCAGGAUCCCGAGAAGAACCCAAGUGUGGGGGAGGGAUGGGAGGACAGUACACAUCCUUGGGCUAAGUGGGCACACCUGUGCCCAGGCUCCCUUGGGGCUUUUCACUCUCAAGGGCAUCUUUCUCUCUGGGAAGGAGAGAGAGGGAAAUGGAAGGGCUCUGUGACCUGGGCACAGAUAGGGCAGCGAGCAGUGCCAAAUUGCUGGGUGAUGCUUUGGUGAUGGAGACAGGAGGAGGUCAUUUUGUGGACAGAGCAGAACUUGGAAUGGGAGGCCCACUCUCAGGAGCAGGCUCAGGGAGGGAGGGGGGAAGGACGAUGGGCACCCUCUGUCCCUGCUGAGGCAGGGUGGGGAGAGAGGAGAGCUUCGGAGCCCUGGCACUGCCCUCAGGCCCUGCUCAGUUCACCACUGUCUCUCCCAAUAAAUCUCCUUCAGACA